Molecule: messenger RNA, 4430 nt
Organism: Halichondria panicea
Lineage: Eukaryota; Metazoa; Porifera; Demospongiae; Suberitida; Halichondriidae
Exons: 14
Coding region: 96-4253 (1385 amino acids)
Biological process (GO): lipid metabolic process
Molecular function (GO): GTP binding
Source: RefSeq, a predicted model, not a curated record
CUUCUUUUGAUCUGCACACGUGCUUCUACACAAGUGGACAGUUUUAUGUUUUUUUUAAGCUAAAUACAUGAUCAUCAUCUUGGCCUUACCUAACCAUGACAGAAGCUACAGAAGCUACAGAUCUUUCAGCAUUACUACCUCAAGUGGAUGAAAGAACACUUGGGGAGGAUGACAUGUUUGACGUAAUUGAGGCUCUCUCUCCUGUUGCCGCAAAAUGGAAGGCUAUUGGAACAGCUCUCAGGAUAAGGCGUAACAAGUUGGAUGAGUUUGAGAGCACACACAAGGGAGAUGUUCAGGAUUGUUUAGCUGACACAGUAGCGGAGUAUGUACGCAUGGGCUAUGACACCAAGAAGCACGGAGAGCCGAAAUGGCUCAAUAUAAUCAAAGCAGUAGAGCAUUCUGCUGGUGGAAACAACAAAGCACAUGCUAUUGCCAUAGCGAAGGAUCACCUUAUACCUGACCCAGCAAGGCAAAACAUAAACCUAGAAGAUGAGAACAAUCCUCGUCUUCUCGAGGCUUUUUCACAAAAAUUGCGAGCACAACUUGAGGUGAUCAAAUCAUUCUCCAUCAAUUCUAAAGAGGACGAGGAACACAAAUUAUGGGAUAUCAGGAAGGCUUUGUCUGACUUUGUAAAAGACACAACAAGAUCUAAAAUCAGCUCUGAAAGUAUUCGUAAGGUGCUAGCUGGAUUGUACAGCAGUGAUCUGCUUGUAGAUAACAGCGUUUACGAAUGGGCUUCAAAAGAAAUUGAUUCAAUGGAGGAAGUGUCUGUGAAGCCUCUAGAAGAGCAAGAACCUCCCACUAAAGAAGAGAUACCACCACUUUUCAGUAAAGACAUUGUCUACCAUGCUUGCUUGUGUAGUCUAGCCACUAGCACUUGCACUGUUGCCGGCUACAAAGAUUUCUUCAACAAGAAGUUUCCUGAGCACUCCCUCGAAGAAGCGUCACUUUCUCGAUCACAAGACAGAGAAGAUGUCGAUCGCUACCUCAUCGCUAGACAAGGGAAGGUGUUUUAUGUCGCUUUUCAGAGUGAGCCUUUACUCUCAGACUGGAUGAAGAAAUUCAUAUCUUUUGAAGAAGGGGUUCAAACACAAAGUGACAGGAUUCCUCUUCGAUUCUUUGUCCGUCAACUACAUGAUGGAUAUCGAAUUGUAUUCACAGGAUUCUCAUUUGGGGGUCUACUGGCCAAAGCAGUGGCUGCUAGGAUGUGGAGAGAGCCACUCCUCAGUGUGGAAUCCUUGCAAGAAAAUGUUGCCUGCAUCACACUAGGUGCUCCGAUGAUCACCAGCCCUGUGGUUACCAUGGCAAUGGAAGAGACCCCUCAAUUUGGUAGCACUGUCCAUUCAAUUAUGUUGGACUCUGACCCCAUCCCCAAAUUGUGCAUGUUUUUGGACCCUCGUUGUGAGGAGGUGGGUUCUGAGGUGCUGCUCCCCAGUCUUCGGAAAUCAAUGGAGAAUUUUCAAGGACUAUUCACCUCUGUUUUAACAUGCAACUUUGGUAUCAUCCAAGACAGUGGUAACUCUAAGGGUACCGAUUUGGAUACACCGAAUGCACUUGAGUCCAUCAAGUCUGUACUGGGCAAAGCUCUUCCACAGUUACUGGCCCGUCUACCCAAGCUGACAACUAUAGGAGAUGUGUACUCAGUUUCGAUCGAUCCUUCUAAAGGCCUGGUGUUCAAGAAUCUUGAAAGUCAAGAAUUGACUGCAUUCCUCGAGUUUUAUUCUCUUUCAUCCAUUGAUCAGCUUUCAUUUGAGAUGUUUGUAAAGCAUGAUGCCAAAGUUUACCAGCAAGCUGUUUUCAAAAGUUACAUCAAGCGUUCACUUAAGUCUGGCUUCCCACUUAAGGAUCUGAAUGUCGUAAAACCAUCCAUCACAUCUGUUGAUUUCCGUCGCCAUGGUAGGGAGGUUUCCGUAACAGUGAAUGGCGACAACCUGUGGUUCUGUUACAACAUUCAAGUUGCUCAAUAUAAGACGAAGGUCUGUGCCAAAGACACCAGUCAGCACUCAUUACAGUUUAACUACGAUGCUGAAAAUGAUACGAGAAUCAUCAUGGAUGCUGAUAAUGUGAAAGUAUACCUUUCUAGCCAUUUCUCAAAUCCAGUGAAGAACGUACAUGUAAAAGUUUCAAGAAAGGUAUUUCGCUUCACCUUUCGACAAGAGCAGCUGGCUAAACUAACUCCCUCGGAGCUGAUUGAGACAGCAUAUCUAAGUACUCUGCUGGAACAACACCCUCACACAACCAAGCUGAAGAUGUUCUCUCAUCGAUUCAACACUGUUCGAGAUUUCUUGGAGCAGAUAGUUUCUGUUGUUCCUAUUGAGAGCGUUUUUCACACAAUUGUCAUAUCUAAUGAUCUAGAGAUUAUGGCCAGAUGUUGUAGCCUUUUGGAGUCUUCUCAGCUCAAUCUGCCUCCUUCCCUUCUGUUGUUUUCAAGUGCUGAAAAUGCAAUAGGUGCUUUCCAUGUACUUAGUGGAGUAGCUCAGCCUGAACUAUUUAAUUCAACUGAAGAUCGGUAUCUUUACUGGAAGCAGUCCAUAUCAGGUAAAACUGUGACAAAAGAAACAGCUCGUGCACACUACCAGAAGUAUGCUAAGCAAACCUCUCGAGCUACUGGUGCCACUACUGUCAAUAAAAUCAUUGACAGGGAAACUUUCUACGCAAAAGAGUUCCAUCAAGUGUAUCAGGAAAAUGCUGCGACAAAAAUGACCCAAAGUAAUACACGUGAAUAUUUGCAAACCGUUGUACCAAAUCACCCUAAUCUCCAGCUAUUGUCUCGCAUACUAACAUUGUCUGACAAUGCAUUAAUGAAUUCCCACAAUUGUGAACGGAUAAAUGCUAUCAAUGAUUUAAAACUUGGUAUGAUCUACCCGACUCUGGCUUCUCAAGAAAAAUCACCGUUAGACAUUCUUAGUAUUAGUCGUAAGAAGCUAUCACAGCUAUCACAGCAAUCAAUCAGUUAUUCAAGUGAUACAAGUUUGAAAGAAGACCAACGACAGAGGCUCUCCCAGCUAUACAACUCAAAGAUGUUGAAGUUAGUGAAUGACAUUCGGUCUAAAGAUCUCAAAAUGUGUACUCUCCUCUUGGGAGCAUUCAUGGAAAAUCAAAUCAAAGUCCCUCUGGUCAAGUCUGAGUUCAACACAGCUAAGGCGCUAGGUGCUCUUGUGAAUGCUGCUGCUGUUGGUGUAUGGGCAAUGUUCAGUCUCUCCUUAGGUGACAUGAAUGAAGUCAUUCGCUCGAUUCCUUCAGGAUCUCUUCUCGUGCAAGUCAAGGAGUACAUUAGGGGCAUGUUUGCUGAGAAGACAACCACUGCCGAUCACAACUAUGCUGGCAAGCUCCAGUUCUUGAUUCAGGGAAUGGACAAGACAGUCAGUUGCAACACUCACUACAUCAGCUACUCACUCGAACGUCAACUUAUCGAACUCUGCAAGAAGCUAAACAUCAGCGAAUCGACCCCCCUAGAAGUCCUUGUACGAGACUGGGACAAGCUCUUCAAAGAAGACGUCCUUUCUCUGGUUGUUCCCACACAUCGCUCUUUGAUAGCCUGCUGGAUGAAGUGGGCUCUCAUGAUACACAAUCUGAGGGAGGAGCUGGCCAAGUACACGACCGUGGGUGUAGUAGGGCUCGUCAACUCGGGGAAGUCCCUCCUCGUUAGUACCCUCUUCAACAUUGAGGUCCCAGUUGGUACCACAGCUGUCAAGCGUACCACAAUCCCGUUUCUGUACAAUCUUGAGGGGGUGAUUGAUGGAAUGGACGUGAUCGACUUCCCUGGUGUGGAUGACAGAGAUGACACUAUUCCUGACCUGUGUGAGCUCCUCCUGGCCCUCGCACAAGUCGUCAUCUUCGUAGUGGACUACAGGAAAGCACACACCCAGUCAGCCAAGCAGUGGCUUGAGAUGUUGGAGGACAAGUCAGUUCCUGUACUGGUGUGCCUCACCUAUGCUGACAAGCUGUACGCUGAGCACAUGGGCAAAGAUGGCUCCCACCCCGACGCCAGCCACAUUAAACAAAGAAUCGCUGAGGAAUGCUCAAUGAUCAAGGAGCAGCUUGGUGAUGUGCCGUCUCAUGAAGUGCAACUGUUUUCAUUCAGCCAAGACCGUGAUUCUGUCUUGAACACUCCCGAGGGGCGAGAGAGGUUAAAGGAUGCCGGGAUUGCCCCACCCCAAGCGGUGGGUGACUGGUUGGCCGGUGUGUUUGAGAGCCAACUGGAACAGGACGAAGUGGCCAAGCAACUCAGAGACUAUGUACACUCAAAGUAGUAGUUUUGUAUCCGUACUUCAUGUUCUUGUUGGGUGCACUCCAGAUAUCUUAUUUCUCUGCAUGGCAUUUUUAAAUGUGUGCAUUAUUUUUAAUAUACAGUUGGUGUUCGUUUUGCUUUUCAUUCCCACAGUUUAUAUAAUAGAGAGGUUUGUGACAUCAUCCGUAAAGCUAAUUAA